AUGCUCCACCAUGCCAGUAUCCCUUCCACGGGUCACGACCACCUUAACGGCUGCUGUGAGCAGGCUCAGCUGCACCGAGUGGUCUUCGUCGUGCAUGGUUUCCGCCAUGUUUGCGAGGUACUCAGCCGCGUCUGGGAUCUUCGCUGCGUAUUGGCCUAUGAUCCAGAUCAGCGCGGCUUUCGACUCGACGGCGUGCAGGUACUCGCCGUCGGCGCACAUGGAGAAGAGCUCUAUGUUGAACAUGUGCGGGUACGCGCGCAGCAAGUCGCGGUAUACGAUGGUGCACUCCUCGGUGAGGUGCGACGCCCGGAGCCUCAGCAGCUCGUUGAGGGUGGUGCCACAGGCCGACAGCGCAGCCUCCAGGCGGACACCCAGCGACCCUAUAGCCCGUACAGCCCUCCUCACGAAGUCAUGGUCGAUGUCUGUGGCGUACUCCGACAGCUCUGCCAGUAUCUUCUGGAAGUUGCUGGUCGUGGCAAGUCGCACCAUGAUCUCCAGCUUCUCGAUACGGACGUACAAAGGGUCGCGGCUCUUGCAGAAGAAGGCGCGCACGUGUCCCUCAAGCAGCCUGGGCCACUUUUCGAUGAUCACGAGGAUCGAGCGCAGCGCCACGUACUGGAUCUCCGGGUCCAGCGACGCCAGCGUCACCAGCGGCGCGGCCAGCUUGCCCUGCAGGACGCGUAG
Molecule: messenger RNA, 684 nt
Organism: Babesia ovata
Lineage: Eukaryota; Apicomplexa; Aconoidasida; Piroplasmida; Babesiidae
Product: tRNA modification GTPase, putative
Exons: 1
Coding region: 1-684 (227 amino acids)
Source: RefSeq, a predicted model, not a curated record